This is a messenger RNA of Daphnia magna, 9778 nucleotides long. RefSeq names its product ATP-dependent DNA helicase Q5. The coding region runs from base 886 to 4026 and encodes 1046 amino acids. Gene Ontology annotation, cellular component: cytoplasm; chromosome. The record is from RefSeq and is a predicted model, not a curated record. The transcript is spliced from 26 exons. Gene Ontology annotation, biological process: double-strand break repair via homologous recombination. Gene Ontology annotation, molecular function: 3'-5' DNA helicase activity; four-way junction helicase activity; ATP binding. NCBI's taxonomy places the organism in Eukaryota, Metazoa, Arthropoda, Branchiopoda, Diplostraca, Daphniidae.
CGUCAUCUUUUAUUUAAAGAAGACAUGGUUCAACAGCCUUAACAACCAUAAUGUUGGCGAGGCUUUUCCUCUAUCGAUUUACAUUUUGAAUCGAUAUUCUCUCCGACAAAGAAGGCAAUCGCAGUUGUUAAUUAUAAGAUUAAUUUCCCAGUGGUUUUUUUUUGCGUGAAAAAGGAGUCCAGCAGAUCUCAUUGUUACAUGAACUGUUGAGUCUCGUUACGUUGCGUGACUGCCCUAAAGCGACGCCUUAUCACUUUAAUUGGAUUCGUUCCUGGCAGAAAUAUGUUCCAACACAUGGACCUCUUUUAAAUCUUUUGCCUAGUUAUAGUUAUUGUUAGAAAAAAAAAGAAACCUUUUCCUUAUUUCAGCAAUAGUUACAUCGGUUCUUUCAAUCGAAAUCGUCUCUACAAUUUGUAGUUGCCACACCGUAAAGUUUCACAACUAUUGCAGGAAAAGCGCUUCAAACUCAAAAUCUUAACAUUUUUUCUCCUGCAAAAAAUGAUGUGUUAUGCUAGGACUUAUUUGUUUCAAGGAACGUUUAAUUGAAAUGCAUUAAUUGUUUUCAUAUUGGAGGUAAAAUCCAGGUAGUUCCGCAUAAUUUUUUACCCCAAACACCUAGCAGACGAAAAUUUCCCUUGCGGAAUCCAAACAGCAGCAUGGGAAACACUGCUGGCCGACUUAGGAUUUCUUUUGGAUCAAAUUUAGAACUCUCGGUAUGAAAUCCUAUUGCCAAUAUUUCACCCUUGUACAGAUUGAGAAUUAAAGAAUGUAAAUCGUAUUGUUCAUUUUCACGUCCCAAGUCUACCUCCCAGACUCAAGAGGAAAGCACUGGGACGACGUAAACAACGUUUUUAAUAAUCUGAAACUGCCUAGUACUUAGUAGUCAUGGGGAACGAUACGUUAGAGACUGUCCAUAAAACUCUCCAGGAAAAAUUUGGGCAUACUGAGUUUAAGAGUACCCUUCAAAAAGAUGCAGUGUUGGCUGCAAUCCAAGGGUCAAGUGAUGUUUUUGUGUCAAUGCCGACUGGUUCGGGAAAAUCACUUUGCUACCAGCUCCCUGCUGUGAUAAAAGAAAGAUGUGUUGCUGUAGUUGUAUCACCCUUAUUAGCAUUGAUAACAGAUCAAAUUGAACAUUUAGUAAAAAGAAAGAUUGUAGCUGAGACUAUCAACUCCAAAAUGCUUGCAGAUGAUAGAAGUAGGGUCUGUAAUGACUUGAAAACAAAGUGCCCCAACACUCAGUUGUUGUACAUUACUCCUGAGCAGGCUGCUACUAGUAGUUUUCAGGAAAUUUUGGCUCAUUUACAUAAGCAUAAACAGCUUUCUUACUUUGUGGUUGAUGAAGCACAUUGUGUGAGCCAGUGGGGGCACGAUUUCCGACCUGACUAUCUAAAAUUAGGAAAACUUAGAGAAAAGUACAUGGAUAUCCCUUGCAUUGCGCUUACGGCCACUGCAACGGCCCAGGUUGAAAAAGACAUUUACGAGCAACUCUCUCUUAGAGCCCCUGUAGCUCGUUUCAAAACCUCCUGUUUUCGGCCAAAUUUGUUUUACGACGUCGUGUUUCAGAAUACGUCCGCCGACCCGGAAACGGAUCUAGCGCUCUACGCCUCUGAAUGGCUAGGAGAUAAUUGGGAAACUCAACCUUUAAAAAUCCGACCUUGCGGCAUUAUUUACUGUCGGACACGCGAAACUACUGGUACCCUGGCUGAAAUUCUUACCACCAAGGGUGUUCCUACGAAAGCUUAUCACGCUGGUUUGAAAGACAGAGAGCGUGCAGCCGUCCAAGACGAGUGGAUGACGGGAAAGAUUCCUGUCAUUACAGCCACAAUCAGUUUCGGUAUGGGAGUAGAUAAGGCAUCAGUGAGGUUUGUGGCGCAUUGGUGUAUGCCACAGAGCGUUGCUGGUUACUAUCAAGAAUCCGGACGAGCUGGCCGCGACGGAAAGCCUGCCGGCUGUAGAAUCUUCUACUCUCGUAAAGAACGUAAUUCUGUCGAGUUUCUUUUGAAGCAAGACCUGGCCAAGAAGUCAAAAAAAGGAAAAAAAUACGAGAAACAAGCACAGCUUACCAUGAAGAGCUAUGAAGCAAUGGUUCGCUAUUGCGAAACCCCCCAAUGUCGUCAUGGGGUAUUCUCUUCGUAUUUUGGUGACAAACCACCAGAUUGCAAGAAAAAGUGUGAUUUCUGCCUAGAUCCUAAGGAUACCGAACAAAAAACUCAAGCCUUCUUCUCUUCCGACGUUGGGAAAAUUCCGUCUCUUAACUUGUUUGACGACGACAGUGAUUUAUACGGUGGCGGGCGACGCGGGCAGGAGAAGGAAGCGGAUUACUAUCGCAAAAACAAAGAAGAAAGUGGAGCAAAGAAAGACAAAAAUUCUUUAAUUGCGAAACAAUUUUCAAUUCGACGAGGGAGUGGCGGUAGUGACGAUGCACCGCAAAUAACGCCCGAAGAACUUGAAGCUAUUCGAAAAUCAGUGUUAACAGCUGCUGAAUCUACCUCAAUCAAAAUAGCAGGUUUGAAGAUCACUAGUCGCGAAAGCUAUUUCAAGCUGCUGCAAGAGGCAUUAUGGAAAAACUAUGUUCAAGCCCGAAAAGUUGAACCCGAUCUGCCAAACCUCAGUGAAGAUGAAAUAAUGCUCCGUGCAUUAGAAAUCGAAUACGCGGUUUUCUCGGCUACAACGGUUAUAACAAUAUAUCGCCGUAAAAUGACGUUGCUCACAAGCGAGAUUAAAAAGGAAACGGACAAGUUUAACUUGUAUGUGCAUGCACCUGAAGCUGCUGUUGCAGUUUCCGGGGCUUCCUCUGACCUGGAUACAGAAAACAGUAGUUCCAGUUUCGUCAAAGCUUCCGAAAUGAUGUUAGCAACUCCAGCCGUUGCCGAAGAUAAACCGAUAAAACUCGAAGUUGUUCAAGACUCCUCAGUUCAAACUCCUGCUUCGCCGGUGGGAUCGAGUUUAUUUGGGAAAAAGCGGGUCUCUAGACUCGUAGCCAGUGAGAAUGGUAUUGUUCCGUUCUCCACGCUCCCUCCUCCUCCGAAACCUGCAAGCUCGGAGUCAGACCUUAUAGCCAGAGCUAAAGAAGUGGAAGCACGGUUGUCAACCCAAUUAAGCUUUAUGAGCAAGUCUACAGGCGCGGAUUUGAUAGUAAAGCAACCAGAUUCAACAAGUGGCCUAGAUCGUUCGAAUAAAUCAAGAAAUGGUCCGGGGAAGGAGUCACCGAAAACAUCUUCGAAGCGAACCUCUUACAAGUCUUCCAAACGCUCGCUUGAGAGCCAGACUAGCCUAGAUCGCUUUUUUACCUCCAAGAAGCAACGGUUGGAGUCGCAACCAGAUAAUUCAGAAAUUGACACGUCAGCGACGGCAACGGAAACAGAAAAACCGACAAUUCAGCCUACCACUGAAACAACCACAAAGGAGAAACACAGCCAUCGACAUGAAAAACCAAUUAAGCUUGAGCCUGGCGUCACACCCUCUAAAACUGAAAAGCCUAAAAGUAGUAGUGGAGGAAGUAGUAGUAGGUCCGAUGAAAAAAUGAAACCGUCCUCGAAAGACGAUCAAGAAAUAAGUUCGUCACUCACUCCUGUGAAGAAAGUGGAGAAGCCAAAAAGCAGCAGCAGCAGCUCUGCGGAGAAAUCAAAAAGCAGCAGCAGCUCUGCGGAGAAGUCAAAAAGCAACAGCAGCUCUGCCGAAAAGUCAAGAGGUAGCAGCGCUUCUUCAGAAAAGCCAAAAAGUAGCAGCGGCUCUGCAGAAAAGCCAAAAAGCGGUAGCGGUUCUGCGGAGAAAAAGAAAAGUACGUCUUCUCCAGACAAAAGCAAGCAAGACAUAGCGAACUUGGUAAUACGAUGCCUUAUGCCUCAUUAUGCUGAGAAAAAAAUCAGUUCACGCGACCUGUUUAAGGCAUUGGCUCGUCAUUUGUCGCAUGUUAUCCGCAGUCUGACCCCUCCGCUGACAAGCGAAACUGACGUAAAAGAAUUUAUUGAAAAGUUCUUCCAAGAACGAGGCGGAAAGAUUAAUUCAGAAGAGGAUUUUAAGUAAUACUUUAAUUGGGUUGUAAUAUUUAUCUACAUCACGCAUACACACACAUACACAAAAGAAAGCAGGAACGGAAUUAUUGACAAAUUAAAUUGCACGUAUGAAUGGGAGAAGCCCUCGGACGUCGGACAGGAAAAAACGCUAUGAUGUAUUUCUCCCAAUCUGAACACAAAUCAAGCUCGUGUAUGAUGAGAGAAAAACCGCCACAGGCCAUUACAAAAGAAUCUUCAAGCUGUUUGAACUAGAGGGUCCAAGUUCACUACAUCUGAAAAAGGAAUGAGAACAAAGAGUAUUUUUAAAAAUGUUUAAAAUUUGGGGGGGGAAGGAUAUAGGUUCUGCAAUCUUACGAUAAGGAUUAUUUUCGAGACGAGUGUUUUCAGCGCCACCUUCCUCCAUCCAGCGUUGGCUUCUCACGCCCAACAGCGAGUCCUCAUCUUCAUCCAUAUGUCGUUGUGGAAAGGUUACUCCAUCACCCAUGCUAAAUCAAGACAAAGAGGAACUCAAGAAAUUAAAGCGGGAACAACAGGCAUGAAAACAAAAAUACUGAAAAGCGUACUUCACAGCUAUCUCCGUCGUGUGCUGAGGGUCGGGAUUAUGAGAAGACAAGGUGUGAGCAGUAGCAAGAGGAGAGCUAGUUUCCAUAGAACUGUAGAUUGUGGUGGGCGUGGAAGCUACUAUAGGCGUGGCCAGAUGACAACUUUUAUAAAUAAUGCCAUCGCCCAAACUAAAAAUGUUUAAAAAAAAAGAUGGAAUAAAAGAAAAGCAAACAGUAGCCAAAUAAGAUGAGAAACAAAACAAUAAGCAACUCUAACCAAAUCAAUCGCCUUGUCUACAGGGAAAACAACAUCUACUUUCAUACUAGGUAAUCCCUGAUUAAAUACAUGUAUGCACUACACAGCCAGUAUCCUAAAUCAGAAACAUGAAGGAUCCGGCUCCAUGGACUACAGAACGAAAAUGAUGAAAACAAAUAAUAACGCAACCAAAAUAUAAAAAGCAUUUGUUCCCAGAUCUGCGGAAUUUAAGUACAUCAAGCCAAGCGUUAAAAAGAAAAGAGUUUGAUAUCUACCUUGUAAAUAUUGGUAGAAACCAAUGGGAUUUUCUGUCACCGAAUACUUCGACGAAGUUGUUAUACUUUCCUAGGUUGAAGCCGUCCUUAUCAGGGCCACUGCGAAAUAUGGGCGCACGGAAAGCCUCUGAAAAAGUAGUAAUUAGUCAACCUUCAUUGUAAACGGUGCUGAAAACAACGUACCGAGUGUUGACCGAUUGUGCAAUACAAGGUAGAUAUGAUAACCCCAUAGGGAAACGAGAGAAAUGGAAAACAUUAUCGAUACGAAAAAAAGAAAAAGAACGUGGAAUCUGCCGGUGCCCGAAACUUCAUUCUGUAAAAAAAAAAAAAAUUGAAAAUUAAAAUUCGAAAUGUCGUUUCGAUGACCUUUUAUGGCAAGCAUUACCGGUACUUUCCAGAACUGGAUAAAGUAGGGCAGUGACGUAAAUGCAACAAAAAUACAGUAGAUGAAUGCAUAUCCCAAGAAAAGGAUGAAAAAUUUGUAAUUCUUGAAUCCAACACAAUUGUUAACCCAUGGACAGUGGUGAUCCAUUUUUGUAACACACACACCACAAACACUGCAAUGGUGACACCGAUCGGGCUUGAUAUGGACACACUUUUCACAGUACCUUGCUAAUAAAUAUUUGAACAUUGUUACUUUCGUAAGACUAACUCAUCUAUAACCAGAAAGAACUUACGUCCAAUCGGUGUUCUUGUCAAUGCCGGCAAAUUUCUUGCAAUUUGUUCAAGUAUUUGCUGAUGUGCUUCUAAACCUUCUGCUUGUUCAAACCUUUCUAGGUCUGCAGCUGACAGCCUAAACUAUUUAUCAAUGAUAAUUUUGAACAAACGUCUUUUAUUUCAAUAUAGUGUGAAAUGGGUGUUUACUUGUUUGGGAACUGUCCCAACUGGGGUAAAUAUGGUUUGCCAAUAUGACCAACCAAGCAUCACCAAUAAAACAUGGUAUAUCACGAGGUAAAAAACUGGGAAAAUAAAAAAGUGAAAUUUAUUGCACAUGUAUGAGAAAGUCUGUAAUAUAAGAUAAACUAUUACCUUGCUGGACAACUGAUACAGAAAAAUCUGCAUUAAAACAAAUCAGAGAAAAGUUUAAUGUACCAAUUAAGUUCCGGGACUUUUGAGAAUAUACUUACUGAAGCAAAGUUGAACAACAUACGCGUAGUAACUCCAUACUAUGACAGUAACUAUAAAAACAACCGGAAUCCAUUUUAGGGCAUUACCACACGCCACACAACUAUUGACGAACUUGUUCACUCCAGCCAUUUUUUGCGAAUUCUAAUACUAAUACAAAUACUUAUAGAUGAAAAACGUGAUGAAGAUGGACACAUUGAUAUCAAUAUUUUCCAGUUAAUGAAUACAAACAGAAAACUGACAGUUCAUUUUAGUGCUCCCCUAAGUCUCUAACACUAGUCCCAAACUCCCAAUAAUACCUGAAUGAAAGCGGCAUAGUUGCCAGAUGACAAAAUCAAAGGAAAUUCGCCCGAUGAACACAAAAUUUCAUAAGGUAGUCUGCGUUCUACGAGUUCACACCUGUGUCUGUGCUCUGUGUCCCCUGUCUGGUAAGGAAGAUUAUCUCAAGAUCUAAGACCUUCGACUGAUGAAAAGAAUUAAAAUGAUCGUUAACCUGUUAGAAACUUUUUAAAUCAUGAUGAAGUUGUGAUUUUCGAAGGAAAGGCUGGUUGUAGCGAGCGAUGUGUAGGAUUCAGGACGAUUAUGAAUAACAGUCCUAACCUGCUUCAUGGAUACUUUUUCUUCUGAACACGUGGUGUGAAAUAUUUUUUCGGCGCGCUCCGUGGUGUGGUCACAGUUGUCUUUUUUAAGUUUCUUUCGUUUAUUACCAAGCUUUGUAACGGCAAUUAGAGUAUUCAAAAUCGAAAGUGAAAAUUGUCAAAAGAUUGCAAAUUUCCCAUUAUUAAAGACCUAGCUCUUUAAUGGAGAUGUCUUUCAUGAUAAACUUCUGCACUUUUCCAGUCACAGUGAGGGGAAAUUUGUCUUUAAACACCCAGUAUCGAGGAAUUUUGAAAACAAAAAUUCUUCAGUUCAAGAGGAUCUACAGUAGCCUGGGACUUAAUUCGAACCCAAGCACAAAUUUCUUCACCUAGUCUUUCAUCAGGCACCCCUAUAACCUAACUCAUUAAAAAAAAUGUGCAAGCAGAGGAAUACCAACCUUUCGUGAUGGAUUGCUUUGAUUGCCUCCUUUGCGCUGAAGACAGAACUUGGAAAAACGCAGGUUGCUCCAUGUGAAGCUGCGGUUAAUACGCCAACCACACAUCCAGCGCAAUGGUACAGUGGAACAGGGACACAAAUCGUUUGGAGCUGUAAUCAACAUCACCUUGUUCCAGUUAAUUAGUUUAUCUGAGAAACCUAUCAAUACCUCGAAGAUAACCCGUCAGCAUGGCGUCUGCGGUGACUGCGUUUGCAGCAACUGGUUGAAUUUCGUGUUUACAAACAGCUUUUCUCUCAAGGCACAGUGAUACUAACAGUAUGGUUUUGCAACUUUACUUCUAUUUUUAAAUGCCUAUGCUGGUAGCACUGAGUGGUAGUUGCUUAACCUUCGGUCGACUCUCCGCAACGCUACCGUCGUGAAGGGUGCAAUAACUUUUGAAUGCCUAACUAUGGAGGAAACGAAAUUUAUUUGCGAUCAAAGCAGAAACAAGGACGCAUUGCAUCGUGGAUCAAAAGAUGUAUCAGAAGUGAAAUAAAAGAACAGGUGACAACAAUGUGAGAAUACCGAACUAUAGAUUUUAUUGGUUCGGAAGGGGGUGAAUAGGGUUUCGUCAUUUUAUGUUAGAAGUCGCUUGGGACGAUUCAAUGUGACCAUAUGACAAGCUACAAAAUUCUUUGCACCAUUUAGAAGAUCCGCUCUUUAUGUUUUAAGAUCUAAUUCUUUUAUAGAAAGCUCUCUCAUAACGAAUUUUUGUACUUUUCCAGUCACCGUAAGGGGAAAUUCCUUUUUAAACAUCCAAUAUCUAGGAACUUUAAAAUAGGCCAUCUGUCAUUUUCAACACAAACAUAUUAGUUAUAAACUUGUGAUAUAAUUUAUGGAAGUAACUAAUAAUUACCCUUUCUGCACAGAAGUUCUUCAACUCGAUAGCAUCGGCAGUAGUCUGAGACUUGCAACGGAUCCAAACACAGAUUUCCUCACCCAGUCUUUCAUCAGGAACUCCUACAACCUAUUUCAUAAAUUCAAAAUUUCAAUGUUUAUUUAAGAUUUCGCCUGGAGUGUUGAUAGGUAGGAUUUCAUUGGUCGCAGGAUCGACGACUUUUACCUUCAAAUUCAACCGUUAUCUAUGAAGCAAGUUGGAUGUAAAACAAGCACGUUACCUCGACGUGUUCGCAAGGAUAGCCAACAGUGGAGCACCGUACCUCAAAACUGUCUGUCGGUAACGUAACAAACGUACCUGGGCUGCAUUCCGUCAUUCCGUACAAAAUCUUUGUGGGAAAUUUAAGCAAUUAAUCAUUAUCUACGACCAUUAAAUCCAUAAUACCUGUGGACAGGCUUUUCAGGUCGUAUUGUUUCAAAUCCGGCAAGCUUAGGAUGUCGACAAACAUGGUCGGAGUUCCGUACAGAGAUGUGCAUCUUCAAUGAAAUACGCUGAAGACAGGACUGGGAAAAACACAAGUAGCCCCAUGUGAAGCAGCAGCCAGCACCCCGAGACCGCAUCCAAAACAGUGAUAGAGUGGAACAGGAACACAGAUGGUGUGCGGCUGACCAAGGAAACUACGGUUGAAAACUACUGCCAAUCAAUCUCGCAAGCAUUUAUACCUUUUGGUGAUACCCGACUCUCAUUCCAACAAGUAGGCAAAAUGAUAAAAAAAAAAAUGGUGGUCUACCGAAGUGAACUGAAUGUUAGCCGGUUCAUCCACCUGAAUCUUUCGCUGGAGAUUAUUGACUUCAGCGAUCAGAGCUGGAGUGGCCAAAUCCAUCAAAUCCUGCCAUCGUAAAGCUCCACUAUAAACAAGUUAAGUACCAGAGGGCUUGAGAUUAGUAAUUCAUCGACAAGUUCUUGUUGAUUAUUGGUGCAGGAUGUAUAAAGCUGUGGAACUAUCUGACGUAAGAUGUCCAUGAGAUUCGUUUUUCGAAACGUCUUUGCCACAACCAAGGCUUUGACUCCAACUUUGUUUAACGCAUACUGUAGUUCUCCAGCCUGGUACGCCGGAUUUAUAUUCACCUGAUACCAUUCAUACGAAUUAGGUCCCCAAAUGCCAAUCCGAUCGCCACGGUUUAAUCCUAAUGAGAGAAGUCCAGCAGCUGCCUUAUCUGCCUGAAUGGAACAGUGCUUACUUCUAGUCAAGUUCGAAUAUUCACUUAUUCUUACAUCAAUCAGCACUUGAUGGAACGUAGUUCUGAUGUCUUGGUGAACAAAUACGGCAGCUGUUCGGUCUCCAAACCGAUCCGCAGCUUGUUGCAACAAUUGACCCAAAGUUAGCCUGAGCAAAGUUCGAAAUAUGCCAAUCCCACUUCGAGCGAUCCGAUAAUUUGUCGUGAAUUCAUCCCAUCUUCCAUCUUUGAAGAAGAAUCGCAGGAUACCAAGAUUGACAGCAAGACGCCAGGGAUCAUAAACCAAUGACAGACAACCACGUUGGAUUGUUCCUUCGUGAUAAAAUGUAUCCCCGCUCCCUCCCUACAGUGGUAAUUGCAAAAAAAGAAAACAUGUAGAGAAUGGUCAAAUGCCAAUACAGCAUCAAACAACA